GAUAAUAAUAUGAUGGCCACUGUUUUGGCACUCAGUCGGUAAUUAAUUACAUUUGAACCUAAUACCUAACUAUUGAGUAAUGCUCAUAAAAUUAUUAUUGUAAUUGUCAUUCGGAGGUCUGCUCGACUACUGUCUGUAGUUUCCCACAAAGAGACCUAUUCACAUUCGAAAAUGGGCUCGGAACAGAGUUCGCAAUCCAACACAUCCGAAUCUAGCUCGAAAAAUCCGAAACUGAAGAGGGGCAAAUCGGUACCAGAGAGUUCUUGGCCGCGGAAUUCACAGGAUGGUCAACAUAGCAGAGCGGCCAGUGCGAACACAUCGCCCGGCCACAGCGUAUGCAGCGAUGUUGAUUUGCCGUACAUAUCUUACAUGGUCAACCGGCCAAUCGGAGAUUCACCUAAGAAACCCAGCAUUAUGAGCCGUGGCAGAUCGAUGCAGGUAGAAUCGCAGCGAUCUGUGAAGAAGACCCCGAAGUCCACGCCUAAACACAACAUUGUGGUGGUCAGGGCGGCUGUACAAGAAAACCCAGACAUGGAUGAGGAUCUGUAUCGAUUAAAGGUGCAUUUUUUUCUCACUUUAAACAUGUCAAGUGUAUGUUGUUAUUAA
Molecule: messenger RNA, 606 nt
Organism: Diuraphis noxia (Russian wheat aphid)
Lineage: Eukaryota; Metazoa; Arthropoda; Insecta; Hemiptera; Aphididae
Gene: BORCS5
Product: BLOC-1 related complex subunit 5
Biological process (GO): lysosome localization; organelle transport along microtubule; positive regulation of anterograde synaptic vesicle transport
Cellular component (GO): synaptic vesicle membrane; cytoplasmic side of lysosomal membrane; BORC complex
Source: RefSeq, a predicted model, not a curated record